GAGAGAAAAAACGCAGCAUAACAUUCAGUAAAGAAGUAGAGUGAGAGUGCAGUGCAGGUCUUAACGACGAUUAAAGCCAUGAUUGAACGUGAUGUACAGCGCUUGACCACCUAAUAACAGCUCAGAAAAGUCCUGCAUACAAUUCAGAAAGUGGAAUGAGUUAACCCACUGAAAGCCGAAACCGUGUGUGCCAAGCAGUGAGGGGAAUAACCGCUGUCUGACAUGGCUGGGUUUUUGGAUAACUUUCGCUGGCCGGAGUGUGAGUGGGUGGCAGACAGGCGAAAUACAGUGGCAUCCAUCGUGGCUGGCAUUCUGUUCUUCACAGGAUGGUGGAUAAUAAUUGAUGCGGCAGUGUGUUACCCAAGUUCGACGGAUUUGAAUCAUGCCUUUCACACAUGUGGAGUCUUCUCUACGCUGGCUUUUUUCAUGAUCAAUGCUGUGUCAAAUGCCCAGGUCCAAGGAGACGUGUACGGAGAGGGAUGCCUUGGACGCACAGGUGCUCGACUGUGGCUGUUCAUUGGCUUCCUGAUAAUGUUCAGCUCUCUCAUUGCCUCUAUCUGGAUCCUGUUUGGAGCCUAUGUCAUCCCGGGUAAUUCUGUGUAUCCUGGAUUGUCUGUGUUCUUCCAGAACACAUUUAUAUUCUUCAGCUCUCUUGUCUACAAGUUUGGACGAACUGAAGAGUUAUGGAGCUAAGCAGUGCUGUCCAAGUCCUUCUCCCUCAACCUAGCAUCCUAUAUGUUUGCACCUGUGUAAUUUUUUCAGCACUUUGUUCCCUUUGCUCUUUGUCUGAGCUCAUAGAGAUUUGAAUGAAUGCUGAACUACUGUUGCUGCUUAGUAGAAAUGAAUUGUAGAUUGACUAUGUUCUUCUAAAUGUAAUGCUGAAUUAUUUUGUAUAAAGAGUUAUAUAUGGAUCUUCUAGCUUGUGUGUAGAAAUAUAGUCAUGCUGUACAGGCUGCUGUAGUGUAAUGGGGAAUUCUAGAGUCAAUAAUAUUUGUUGGAGUUUAGAUGUUCAUUUUAGUUGUUUUUAGAAUAUUUUAACAUAACGGUUUAGGAUCUUGCGUCAGGUUCUUUAGGACUUCAGGACUUGCAUUGAUUAAGAGAGACACAUUUUUAAGAUACAUUAUAUAUACAUUACCAUUCUGCUUGUAAUAAAUAGAUAGCUUUUUGAUCUUUUUAAUGAAGAUCAAAUGAUUGAGCAAUAAAUAAUGUUUUACAGCCUA
This is a messenger RNA of Trichomycterus rosablanca, 1220 nucleotides long. Its product is annotated as transmembrane protein 50B-like. Gene Ontology annotation, biological process: late endosome to vacuole transport via multivesicular body sorting pathway; protein targeting to vacuole. The transcript is spliced from 7 exons. NCBI's taxonomy places the organism in Eukaryota, Metazoa, Chordata, Actinopteri, Siluriformes, Trichomycteridae. Bases 223 to 693 code for a protein of 156 amino acids. The record is from RefSeq and is a predicted model, not a curated record.